Molecule: messenger RNA, 2971 nt
Organism: Athalia rosae (coleseed sawfly)
Lineage: Eukaryota; Metazoa; Arthropoda; Insecta; Hymenoptera; Athaliidae
Gene: hbn
Product: paired box protein Pax-6-like
Exons: 4
Coding region: 888-1934 (348 amino acids)
Biological process (GO): regulation of transcription by RNA polymerase II
Molecular function (GO): DNA-binding transcription factor activity, RNA polymerase II-specific; RNA polymerase II transcription regulatory region sequence-specific DNA binding
Source: RefSeq, a predicted model, not a curated record
CCCGCUCGGAGAGGACGCGCGAUAUCGCGAAUGUUAAAAAUAAUAACUUCGCAAAAACGGAUAAAGCAGAAACAAUAAAAAGACAAACAGAAAUCAACGAAAGUUACACGUAUAAAAUAUCAUAAAUAUAUUUCGUCAAAAUUAUAAUCUUUUUUUUUUUUACUCGUCGUUCGAAAUUCUCUUGCAUAUUAAUUUUUGCUCGGCCAAUCUAUAAUUAAAAAUAAAAGACGUUAUUUUGGUUUUUUCCUUCACCAUCCUGUCAGAUUGUUCAAUUUUAUUUCGAUCAUCGUCCAGUUAUUUUUGUUUGUUACUUUAAAAUUUUUUUUUGUGUUUUUUUAUUUGAAAAGAAAAUUAUUUUUUUCUCUCUGUUAUACCCACCUCGUAUACACGUUGGUUUUUUGAAGAAAAAGCAAAAAAAAAAACUAUCAAAGACUGUUAAUUUGGAAGAUAUGCGUAAACACGUGCUAAUUAAAAACGAAGGAAUAUUUUAAUUAGGAGCAAAAAAUUAAAAAAAAAAGUAAUAAACAAAUAAAGAAAGGAACAAAAUUAACACAGAAAAUGAACAAAUUUCAUCGAAUGAAUUAGCUGUAACUCGUGGUGAUGUAGAAGAAAAAAAAAUAUUAUAUCCGACCGAAUGUGUAGAGCAUCUAAAAAAAAAAAAAAAAACAGAUAAAACGAAUAUAUUGAUACAAAAAAAAAAAAAAGUGUUCACAUUUGAAGUGUCAACUGCGUAUGUUAUAUGUACAUUCCAUACGCCUGUAUAAAAAAAAAGAUCCACGAGAAAUCGAAGUUUUCUCCUAUAUUUUUUGAAUGAUUAUUUUUGGUUCUGAAAACGAAUGAAAUAACAAGAAGAAAAAAAGGAGAAGACAGUUUUUGAAAUUUGCAAUAUGGCGCAGACGUAUAAUCAGAAACGAAAUGUGUACAGCAUAGAUCAAAUUUUGGGUCAUCCCAAAGAAGAGGUUGACCACGCGACACGAUCGGACGUGGACGGUGAGAAUGGGGAAACGGAACUUGGCCAUUUGAGCGAUCAUCAGAUGAACGACAACAACAACGAUAUUUUGGAUCUCGGCGAGUCGGACAGACCAAGAAAAGUGAGAAGAUCGAGAACGACCUUCACCACCUACCAACUCCACCACCUAGACAGAGCCUUCGAAAAGACGCAGUAUCCCGACGUUUACACGAGAGAAGAACUCGCCAUGAGACUCGAUCUGUCGGAAGCCAGAGUUCAGGUAUGGUUUCAAAAUCGUCGUGCCAAAUGGCGAAAGACGGAAAAAGCGCUGAGACGUGAUACGAGCUUUAUGCACGUCGAACAAGGCGGUGUAAACGAGCUAUCGCUGCACGCUCACCUUCUGCAAACAGCUGCGGCGGGUCUUCCGAUGGUCGGUGGAGGCGGCGGGGGUGAAUCCGGUUGCCCUUCGUCGGGUGGCGCCGGUGCCACCGGUUUUCCCUGGUUCAUACCGCCGGUGUUUCUGCCCUUGUGGGCAUCGGUUGCGGGCGGCGGUCCGAAACUGCCGCCUCUUCACGCGACGCUGUCUCAGUACCGGGGUCUGAUUCCUCUGCCGCCGAACUUGGCCUCCCUGGGGGCGGCGACGGGUCUCCCCCUAGGUUCCAUGAACCAUCCGACGAUCAACGAUCUCAACUCCCAGAUGAACGGUAACGGAACGGGCGCCGGUGGCGUGGCCGUUAAUCCGGCCGGUUCGGUUCACCACAAUUUACAGAGCAAUCUGAACGCCCAGAUUCAUCUGCCUCUCAAUUUGGGUGUGCAAAAAUUGCCGCAAAAUUUAACGGCCAAACACAUCAACGAACAAAACGAAUUGUUGAUAAGGGACGACGAUUCCAUUUCCUCCGACGACGAUCAUCAGGUCAGAAGACUACACAGCGCCGAAUUAUUGAGAGUCAAAGCUCAGGAGGCUAUACGAAAAACCGACAACUAAUUGCAUUGUUUUCUUCUAUUUUUUUUUUUUUUUUUUUUUUUCAGUCUUUCGUCUUACUUUUUUCUUACCGUUUACCGAAUAAAAUCUAACGAUCCAACGUUCUCGAUCAGCAAGUGCGAACGAGAACGCAAAAAACAAACAAUUAGACGGUCUGUAGAUGAUAUUAUAUAGAUACAGUAUAUAGUAUACGAAUACCCUGCACUAUUACCCACAGUAAAACAAUAAUUAUUAUUAUUGAACAUAAUUACGAUCAUUAUUAUUGUAAUAAUUAUUUGAAAGAAAAUCAAAAAACGUGAAUAAAAUAAAUCGAAACGAAAUGAAAUAUGAUAAUAUAUGACUUCAAUUAUUAUAUAUAUGAAUUAUAUAUAGUUAUAAAUGUAUAUCGCUGCAUUACGUUGUAAGUGCAUAUAAUAUAAUUAAAGCGAGAGCCCUGAGUGUUGUUUCUUUUAUUUUUAUUUCUGUGUUUUCACUUUUCUCCUCUUCGUAGGGAAUUAGAAAAAAAUUAAUUAUAAUUGUAUGUGUAUAUUAAUAUUGUAUAUUGUUACAAAAGAAAAAAGUUAAAUCGGAAAAUGUGAAGAGGAGAGAAAUAAAAUAAAUCACACGACACUCCCAUAUGGCUUGUGUAAAUAUGUAUCAUUGUAUUAUUAUUAAUAAUAUUAUUAAUAUUAUUAUUGUAAGUAUCAUCAUUAUAUCAUUAUAAUCAUUAUCAAUAAAUAGGCACGUUAUAUAUGUAUAUAUACAUACCCAUAUGAAUUUAUGACCAUUAUAUACCGUGAGCGUCUGUUGGAGAGUAGUUGCGAUCGACGUAUGCUUCGAAAUAUUCUUAUUCCUCGUUCUACGAGCGAACCCGAGCUCCGGCUGGAGUCAGCGUGGCCAGCGGCGUAGACGCUUUGUUAUGAGGCGUCACCUUGAGGGUCGUAGAUCACAACAAGUCGCCUACACCUGUGGGUAGGCCGACUCCAGCGGAGCUCGGGUUCGCUCGUAGAACGAGGAAUACGAAUAUUUCGACGCAUGCGUUGAUUCCGACGAUUUUCAAC